Molecule: messenger RNA, 888 nt
Organism: Postia placenta MAD-698-R-SB12
Lineage: Eukaryota; Fungi; Basidiomycota; Agaricomycetes; Polyporales; Adustoporiaceae
Exons: 3
Coding region: 1-888 (295 amino acids)
Biological process (GO): DNA damage response; DNA replication
Cellular component (GO): nucleus
Molecular function (GO): double-stranded DNA binding
Source: RefSeq, a predicted model, not a curated record
AUGCCUCGAGCAGAAGUCGGAACGCCAAAGUAUCUGGCCAACAAGAUGAAGGCCAAGGGUCUUCAGCGGCUGCGGUGGUACUGCCAAGUCUGCCAGAAGCAAUGCAGAGACGAGAAUGGAUUCAAAUGUCACGCACAAUCCGAGUCUCAUCUCCGACAGAUGCUCGUCGUCGGCGAGAACGCGGGACGGCAUAUCGCGGACUUCUCCUCGGAGUUCCAGCACGAUUUUGUCCAGCUGCUCUCUCGUCGGUUUGGCACGAAGCGUGUCAAAGCAAACACUGUCUAUCAAGAAUUUAUCCAAGACCGCAACCAUCUGCAUAUGAACGCCACGCGCUGGGUGACGCUGACGGAGUUCGUCAAGCAUCUCGGCCGGAGCGGUCUCGCUAGGGUUGAUGAGACAGAGAAGGGGUGGUUCCUUGCUUGGAUAGACAACAGCCCGAAGGCACUGGCAAAGCAGGAAGCAUCAAUGAAGAAAGAGCGGCUCACAAUGUCGGACGAACAGCGGGAGCGGUUGCUCAUUGCUGAACAGAUCGAGCGCGCCCAGGUCAUAGCGGGCCCCUCCGACUCUUCCCCACCCCCCGUUGAAGAAGGCCUCAAGCGGGACGAGAGUUCUGAGAAGGUCGUUCUAUCACUGGCCCCUAAAGCUGCGCCACCAUCUGCGGGUGGUUUGAAGCUUAACCCACUGAAGCCCAUCGCGAAUCCAUUGAAGCUUGGCGUGAACCCGCUCAAGCGCCCAAAUGUUUUCAAGCCGGCGGCGAGUACGUCGCCUGCAGAUGCAGAGAAGAGCAAUGGGAAUAAGAGAGAAGCACCUAUGACGGCGGCAGAAAGGCUUAUCUUUGAAGAACAACAGAGGAAGCGCAGGCGGAUGGAAAGGGAGACUAUGUCGUAA